Molecule: messenger RNA, 2498 nt
Organism: Arabidopsis thaliana (thale cress)
Lineage: Eukaryota; Viridiplantae; Streptophyta; Magnoliopsida; Brassicales; Brassicaceae
Product: cellulose synthase, putative (DUF1644)
Exons: 2
Coding region: 1123-2187 (354 amino acids)
Source: RefSeq, marked reviewed
UUUUCUCGUCUUUUUUUUUACCUGAUUUUGUUAUACGUUUGAUCGAAAUCAUUUGCUCUGAUGGAUCUCUGUUUUGUUAACCCUUUUGAGAUUUGGUAGAUAUGGUUUUGAGGAUUGAUAUAUUUGCCGCUGAUUGUCGUUGAAAAAUUGUGAAAUUUGAUUUGGUGGUUUAGGGUUAAAAUGAAAUUAUAUGAUGAGGAAUAUAAGAAUCUGAUUUUUUUUUAUUAGAUUCUCCAGAUGUUCUUGUUACUUGUGAUUGAAACUUUGAUUUUGGGUUGUUGUUGUUUUUGAACUUUGGGGAUUUUAAAGUUGAAUUUUUUUCUAAUUUAUGCCAAAACGGUCUUCUUCUAUGGUUUUGUAUUGAACUGAUGAUUUAGAUUUGUUUAAAUCUCGGCUUUUGUAUAUUGUAGUGGAAGAUUGAAUUUUUUAUUUCUUGUCAUUGGUUAUAGGUUUUAGUUUAUUAUGAUGAUGCCACUAGUUGCAUGAUUACUAACUUGACAGUGGUUUAUAUGAACAUAUGUGAUAAUUUUCUUAAGUUUGAUUCCUACUUCUCUUUUGGGAUUGUUGUGCAGGUUUUAGGACAUUUGGGUUACCCUGAGGCUUAAGGAGAAUAGUGGUUUAGUUAUUUAUACUGAAUUUUGUGUCAUUCAGACUUUCCGAGGAUUUUCUGUUUGGUACCGUUUGCCUCGUCUGUGUUUUCAUUUGAGCUGCAUCUUAAAGUGAAAGUUCAGUGCUUAAACAGUAAUAAAGUAGUAUUUCAACAGGCUGCUAAUAAGAUUGCUCCCUUUCGGUAAGUUUGUUUUCAGCCAACUAUCUCUCUUUGUGAAGUUAACAAUCCGUUGCUUCUUGUGAUGGUUAAGAUUCCUCUGGUAUGCUUAGUUUCUGUGCUAGUUUCUAGACUAUGAUGAGUCAGUAUAAGAUAUCUAUUUCUUCUGUUUUUGGUGUAUCUUCAUUUGUUCUUGCUUUGGUUCUGCUGCUACAUGAUUGUUUUGAAGUUUUGAUAUUAAGCGAUGGUUUUGGUCUUGCAAUGUUCCCUUUUUGGCAAAAAAGUAGUAUUUAUAAACCUCAUUCAGUGUUUCUAACUUUCUCGAUGCGUGAGUAGCUUACACAGUGCUUAACAAGAUGGCUGGUGUAAAGCGAAAAUUAAGUACCGAGUCAGAUGUUCAUGCUCUUCACAAAGAACUGGAUGAGGUUUCAUGUCCUGUUUGCAUGGAUCACCCACAUAAUGCUGUUCUACUGCUGUGCAGCUCUCAUGACAAAGGUUGCAGGUCCUACAUCUGUGAUACCAGUUACCGACAUUCCAAUUGCCUUGACCGGUUUAAGAAAUUGCAUUCUGAAUCCGCAAAUGACCCUACUCCCGAGGCGAACUUGGCUUCAAGGGAACAUAAUAACGAAUCUCUAUACGAGCAUGGUACAGCCAGUCGAAGCAGUUUUCACCGUGAGUCUGGAAACCGAGGCUCUUCUUGGGAUUCCGAAUCACUGAGGAGGAGGAGGAGAGUUGAGGAAGAAGUUGAGUCAGAAGAUAUCACAAAUUUGAAAUGUCCUCUAUGCCGGGGUACUGUUUUAGGAUGGAAGGUUGUAGAAGAAGUAAGAACGUAUCUUGAUCAUAAGAACCGAAGUUGCUCCCGAGAAUCCUGCUCAUUUACUGGCAACUACCAGGAUCUGCGCCGCCAUGCCAGGAGGACUCACCCAACAACUCGUCCUUCAGACACUGAUCCAUCAAGAGAGAGAGCUUGGAGGCGGCUUGAGAACCAGAGGGAGUAUGGAGAUAUAGUCAGUGCAAUCCGUUCUGCCAUGCCCGGUGCUGUUGUAGUAGGAGAUUAUGUUAUAGAAAACGGAGAUAGGUUUGCAGGUGAGAGGGAAACGGGAAAUGGUGGGAGCGACCUUUGGACCACUUUACUAUUGUUUCAGAUGAUUGGCUCUCUUGACAAUGGAGGUUCUAGCGCUAGUGGGAGUGGUGGUGGAUCAAGAUCCCACAGGUCAAGGGCAUGGAGGAAUCAUCGGCGUUCAUCUUCAGAUAGGCCGUACCUUUGGGGGGAGAAUCUAUUGGGUCUACAAGAUGAGCGCAAUAACAACGAUGAUGAAGAGUUUCGUUUGCAGAAUGAUGCAGGCGGUGCUUCUACUCCUGUUCCAAGAAGAAGAAGGAGAUUUGGACGUCCUAGAUCAAGCGGAAAUCAUCCGCGAUAAGCUGAAGCGUCCCGGUGAUAUCGAUAUCUCUCGGGUCAGAACCAGGCCGAUGCAAAGGGAAAGGUUUUACUAAAAACCCGAGAGGCUUAGGAUUGUUUGGUUUUAUGUAAAUGUCAUUUUGAGCCUUGGCUCAUUGUAUACUACUAAGUAUGGCUUCUUAUGCAAUGUCUUUUGUUACUUAACUCGUGGAUUAUUUUCUUUUGCGUUGUGAUGAAGUUUGUUAUUUAGGAAAUCGACCACGUAUAAAUAUUUUAUCUAAAAAUGGACAAUGUAAUUAUUUUGUUGAAGCUCUUUUUGGUCCAACGUUUGAC